GAAGGAAGAAAGAGGAGGGCCAAAAUAAGAGCAAACAUCCUGGAAAUCGCCCUUCCUGCCCCAUAAAGAGCCACCCACAGGUCAACCCACGUGGCAGCCAGGAGGGAGGCAAUCCAGACUGCCCAGCAAAUGAGGCGUGGAGGCCGCCUCGGGUUUUUCUGCAUCCAGCGCAGAAGAAGACAGUUUUAGUCCUCCACUUCAGUGAAACCUGGUUGUGUCAAUAUGUGUUGAGGUGACAGUAACCUGUGUUUCUGCCAAGCCUGGCUGCCAUAAAGCCAUGAAAUAUCUGAUUCAUCUGGGCAUGAUAGUUGAUUUGGAGCACUCCCUGCAGUGGCUUGUCUUUGUCAUGGCAGAACCAUCCAAUGUGAAAGGCGGAGCAUUUCUGCCCCAAAUCAGGACCAGCAUGAGAAGUGAUGGGUAUGUGCAAGAACUUUUUCUUGAAGAAGCCAAACAGGGUUAUCAGACGCCUAACAAACCUUGGUGGAAAAUACAACUUUUUGUUUGGGAACCAGUGCUUUUUGGAACAUGGGAUGGAGUCUUUACUUCCUGUAUGAUUAACAUCUUUGGAGUAGUUCUCUUUCUACGGACAGGCUGGCUGGUUGGGAACACUGGAAUUCUAAUGGGCAUGUUUUUGGUGUCCUUUGUCAUCAUGGUGGCCUUAGUAACCGUCUUGUCUGGCAUUGGGGUUUGUGAACGAUGUAGCAUUGGAAAUGGAGGAGUCUAUUCAAUGAUUUCUACUGUUCUUGGAGGUCAGGUUGGAGGGACCUUUGGCCUACUUUAUGUUUUUGGUCAGUGUGUUGCAGGUGCUAUGUAUAUUACUGGAUUUGCUGAAUCCAUCUCUGGCCUCCUGAAUUUCACUAACAUUUGGGCAAUCAGAGGCAUCUCCCUUGUAGUUCUGCUGGCCUUGCUUGGAAUUAACCUGGCUGGGGUGAAAUGGAUAAUACGACUUCAGCUGCUACUUCUCUUUCUACUGGCUGUUUCCACACUGGAUUUUGUCAUUGGCUCUUUCACACACCUCAGUCCAGAAAAUGGCUUCAUUGGCUAUUCAGAGGAGCUUCUAUUGAACAACACGUUGCCAGACUACAACUCAGGGGAAUCUUUCUUCACUGUGUUUGGUGUCUUCUUCCCAGCUGCCACAGGAGUGAUGGCUGGGUUUAAUAUGAGUGGAGAUCUCAGGAAACCCGCAACGAAUAUCCCUCUAGGAUCUUUAUCUGCCAUUGGCAUUUCGUGGUUUUUAUACAUUGUUUUUGUUUUUUUACUGGGAGCUAUUUGUACCCGAGACUCACUCCGCUAUAAUUUUAUGAUAGCAGAAAAGGUAUCCUUGGUGGGCUUCUUAUUCUUACUUGGUUUGUACAUUUCAUCCUUAGCAUCUUGCAUGGCAGGUCUCUAUGGAGCACCCCGAAUCCUUCAGUGCAUUGCUCAAGAGAAAGUGAUACCUAUUCUUGCAUUUCUUGGACAUGGGAAAGGACCAAACAAAACUCCAGUGGCUGCAAUCUGCUUAACAAGCCUCAUUACCAUGGCUUUCGUUUUCAUUGGUCAAGUGAAUGUUCUUGCUCCAAUAGUUACGAUCAACUUCAUGCUUACAUAUAUUGCUGUGGAUUAUUCCUAUUUCUCAGUCUCCAUGAGCUACAAUCUUAAGCAGAACUCCAAAAGGAUGCAGCAAGAGGAUGCCAGGGCUGUGCUAAGUUGCUCUCGACCUUUAAUGCUCAGCAAAUCGACUUGUUAUGGAUCAAAUGGAAGAGAUCAGUGCAGGUCAGAUGGAACUUUGCUGGAAUUCACAAAAGAUAUGAACCAUCUUUUUAAGCCUGUCAGUCAAGAUCCAGGAACUGAUCUUGAACUAAAAGAAAACAAUGUGGAUGCCGCUCAAGUGAUCAAGCAGAGAAAGCAAAAGAAGGCAGCCAAGCAAACAUUAGAAGACAGCUUUUGUUUGGCUCUUGAGAACAACAUUGCUCAUAUUCAGGAGCCUUGCAAUGAUUCCCUAAGAUCCAGUGUCAAAAAUGUGCAGCAUUUUUCACAGCCAAAUUGCCAAGACGUGGAUGGAAAUGAUGCAUCUCCAUCUGUUAUUAGAAAAAACAAUCUGAAGGAAGAAGAUGGAGACCAACAUUUGGAUGAAAUGCGAAAAGCCUCCAGUCCACAGAUGGAGGAUUUAAAUCUAAAACAACAAAGCCAAGAAUUAGAAAUUCAGAAAAUACCAGUUUCUUUCUAUUCCAAGCUUUGUGAUCAUCGGGUUUCCUUUUUUGGUGCAAUAGUUUCAUUAGUCAUUAUGUUCGUUAUUCAGUGGAUUUAUACUCUCGUUAAUUUGGGACUAGCAAUUAUUUUGUAUUUCUACAUUGGCAAAGCGAGUCCAGGACUACCGCCUGGUGUGGCAGCUAAUUUCAGCCUUUUCAAGUGGAUUAAACUCCUUUUGCUUAAUGUCUGCAGGGGAAGGCCAUCCCCGGAGGAGCGAUUUGUUGUGACACCGACCUUUGCAACAGUUGGCAUGGAGACCACUCAACUCACUGAAGAGAAUACAGAUUUUGCUUCCCGAGAUCGUUACCAUCAUUCCUCUGUUAUCACCCGAGAAGAGUUGGUCCAUCAGUUCCAAUGAGCGAGCUAUGUGCCAUUCACUUUACCAGCCAAUUAAAGACUGAUUACAAACUGAUCUUUUCACAACUGAUUUUAAUGAAUGCUGAAACUUCUAAUUAAGGGGAGUAUGGGGGGGAAAGCAGCAGCAGGCAAGUUCAAACCCUGCUUUAAAAAAAGAGGAUUUGGGUUUUCAUUCCAGGGCAUCGGAUAUGUUUGUGCAAUAACUAUCGAUCUAACAUAGAACAUGGUUUUGCAACACUUACCUGUAUUUGCUAGAGAACAUAGGACACCCCAAAUUCUAUUCCACAGGCAGGUCCUUCUGAAAUCUAGAAUUGCCCCAGGCUUCUCCAAAGUGGUUGGUAUUGACCCCCUAAUGAUCAAUGGGACUAUCCAUUGGUUUUGUUGUUAACAUUACUAUUUGUAGAACUGUUACCGUAUAUACUCGAAUAUAAGCCGAUCCGAGUAUAAGCCGAGGUCCCCAAUUUUACCCCAAAAACUGGGGUAAACUGGGGACUCGAGUAUAAGCCGAGGGUGGGAAAUGAGGCACCUACCGGUUGGGGAACCCCUCCCUCCCUCAGCUGAGAAGGCUGGCGGCUCCCCCGCCCCGCCCUCUCACUGCACCGGCAGGGCUUCCCCGCGCCGUCCGGUAAAAUGUGAAAAAAAAAAAAAAACUCGAGUAUAAGCCGUAUAUACUCGAGUAUAAGCCGAGGGGCUUAAAAAAAAAAAACUCGAGUAUAAGCCGUAUAGACCCGAGUAUAAGCCGAGGGGACGUUUUUCAGCACAAAAAACGUGCUGAAAAACUCGGCUUAUACUCGAGUAUAUACGGUAAUUAAAUUAAUGUUUGUUAAAUUAUUUUCAUAUAAUAAAUAUUUGGGGGAUGAGGAACAAUCUGAAACUUAAUGAAGAGGUCAAUGAACGGAAGAGUUUAGGGACCUUCUGAGUUACAGGAUAUAAGGAGAGAAAGAUGCUAUGAGCAAUCAAUGCAAGUGUUUACUAUGGAUGGAACAGAUAAGUUUUCUAAUACUUUCUCUGGAAUUGGAUCAAACUUUUCUGAACCUUGCAGUUGUCCUGAACAAUACUUUAAACUCAUACUGACUCUUCCUUAUUUUUAUAUUUCAAGUUAGGCACAAACAAUUAACUGUGACAUACAACUUAAAUUGCACUUUAGUCUUCAGACUUCCAUACCUUCUAGGUCUUGCCCAGGAUGCCGUAGAGGUAGCCACGACCACAAUUAAGCCCAAUUGCGGGAAGCGAAACGUCUUCUUCCUCAAGGAAAAGAAAAUCCAAUCCAGUUGCCUUUUGAAAAAGCAUAUUUGAGUCAAGAAUUCAUGUGCUUGGUAAAGCGACUUGGAAUCUGGUGCCAGUAAAGUAACAUUGCCAGAUUGGAUUUCUAAGUAAUUAGAAACACUAUGGAAACAUGUUUUGUUCUGUAGUAAGAGUCCUCAAGGUUAAUAAAUUGUCAUAUUUACACAAAGAUUAAAAACUACUUAUUUUUCUUUCGCUUACAAUUUGAGAGGCUGUAAUAAAGUCAAUAAUUCUAAUGUUAAGUAUAAUAUAUCUAAAAGUUUUACGUACCAGGUUUUCAAAAAUCAUCAUUAUCUAUUUCCCCUUUUUGUUUUUGCUGUCUCAAUCUCUUUCCAUUAUUUUCCUCCUUUAUUUUAUUUGAUGAACAAUAAGUGUUGUUGCUAAAACGAAUAGUAAAUGGCACUUCUUCUUUGACUGCAGUGCAGCCUAAGAGAACUAUGAUUUAGUUUUAUAUUCUAUGAAGAAAAAGAUGUCCUGCUAACCCUUUUCAAAUUUUUAAUGUAAGUGAAAUAAAUCCACUUUCACUUUAUGCUGGAAAAAAACAAAUCCUUGCCAAUUUUUUUUUAAAAAGGCUGCAAAUAUUUCUACAAUUUGUUCUGGAGUUAAAGUUUGGGUUCUAAUUUCUUAAAUUUCAUUUUCCGAAUGUUAGAUUUCAUUUAUUGAAUUAAUUUCUUAAGAUUUUAAAAAAUAUCUUAUUAACUAAAUUAAUAAUUGGGUUAAUCCAUUAUAUGUGAGGACUUCAGAUCAGAAUGUGUCUAUCGCAGAAAAAUGUGGGCUACUGAUUGUAAUGGGGCCUAUUAAAUCAAUGAAAAAUCAGGAAAAAAAUAGCUUAUAACAUUCCUGUUUUUUGUUGUUUACAUACUAAUGCUUAAAGUGUGAAGCAAACAAGCUGAACUUCUCAGCAAUAAAAAUUAAUGUGGAAUGGAAGUGGAAUCCAUUACUUUCAGAAGUAUAUUUCACUUCUAUAGAUGUGAUCAAGCAGAGGCUUGAUAGCCCAUUGUGAGGAAUGCUUUAAUUUAGAUUUGUACAACAAACAGAGGGUUAAGCUUGAUAGUCUAGCUAGCUCCUUCGAACUGCUUGGUUUGAUGAUCUCUUAUUCCAUAUUUAGAUAAAUGGAUAAUUGUAUAAUUAAAAGCAUUUGAUGCUUGUUAAUCACCAAAACUAGGUUAUGUAUGUUUCUGUGACCAAGAAAGAAGAAAUAUGUGAUUCUGAUUUACAUUUAAGGUUUCUCAAAAUGGCAAGAUAAUUAUGUCUGGGGUGGGUUUUUUUGUGUGUGUGAGAGAUAGAAUGAAAGAAUGAGAGAGUGUUAAAAUAUUUUUUCCUUCAUUUUCGAUCCUAAAGAAAGUUAAUGCUGCUUUUUCACAGUACGUGAGGCACAGAAAUAAAAUGUUUAUGACAGAGGGAAGGAAUGCAAUACCAAAACCUUAUGUCGGAAUUACCCAGCUAAUUCAAGCGUGAUGACUACACGCUUUAGAAUAUUACAUUUAAGGCAUUCAGGUUAUCCUACUUGUGCAAAGAACUGAAAGAAAUGAGAGCAUCAAAUAUGGGACAAGAUAUAAAAAGGAAAGAAAAAAAUGCAGAAAAGUCAAAGCACUUUUUCAUUGCUGGCUCCUUCAUUUCCUUCCAUUGAAAAUGUGAUUGUUUGUGUCAGAUUCUUAAGAACUUAAGAACAGUCAAUUUCAUUCAAUAACUGGGAUCUUGGCUUUGACAGCUACAUAAUCUAUAAUACAUAGCCAAGAUCAUGGUGUGGUGAGCCUGGAACACAAUUUGAUUAAGGGCCUCAUCCAGUCUUAAAAGCCCUCAUAUCUCAGUACAGGUAGUCCUCGACUUACAACAGUUCAUUUAAUGACCAUUUGAAGUUAUAACAGCACUGAAAAAAGUGAUUUAUGACAAUUUUCCACACUUAUGACCAUGGCAGCAUCCCCAUGGUCACGUGAUUUACAUUUGGAUGAUUGGCAUCUGGGAUGUCCCGGGGUCACGUAAUCAUCUUUUGCAAUGUUCUGACAAGCAGUCAGUUGAGAAUCCAGAUUCAUUUAACAACUGUGUUACUAAUUUUAACAACUGCAGUGAUUCACUUAACAAGUAUGGCAAGAAAAGUUGUAAAAUGGGACAAAAUUCACUUAACAAAUUUCUCACUUAGCAACAUAAGUGAGACUCAGUUGAGGACUACUACCUGUAUAUCUCACUUUAUAAGUCCACCAUAAUGAUCAAAUUGGAAGGGAAAUAAAAUUCUGGAGGUAAAAGCAGAGGGAUAGAAAUGGUGUAAGCCAACAGCAACAAAACAACACAAUUGUUACUGUUAAUGUGGAAUUGUAUUAAAUUCAUGCAGAAAUUACAACUGCAUAAAGAAUCACAGAUAAUUCUUAUACUGCAAAUGUUGAUAGUUUAUACAGAUGUAAUGAAUAAA
Ahaetulla prasina is the source of this 6277-nucleotide messenger RNA. It is a transcript of the gene SLC12A8, whose product is annotated as solute carrier family 12 member 8. Gene Ontology annotation, biological process: potassium ion import across plasma membrane; potassium ion homeostasis; cell volume homeostasis. Lineage: Eukaryota; Metazoa; Chordata; Lepidosauria; Squamata; Colubridae. The transcript is spliced from 14 exons. Bases 278 to 2587 code for a protein of 769 amino acids. Gene Ontology annotation, cellular component: membrane. Gene Ontology annotation, molecular function: potassium:chloride symporter activity. The record is from RefSeq and is a predicted model, not a curated record.